UUCAGGUAAUAACUAUAUGUGUGUUCUCUGUGACAAACUUUUGUCUCACCCAAGGUGUCAUUUGACUUACACCCUGUCCUCACUGGGAUGGGAUCUACGCAUCUUGUCAUGUUGUGCGUCGUGUCGUGUGGCGCAUCAUGUCAUGUGGUGUAGCAUCACUUCAAAUUAAUCAAACAGCUUUUAUGAAGAUUCAGUUAAUACAGUCCUUGUAUGUUCAAAACACUGCAUAUUUUUUUCUAUGAAAAGAAAACAGCAUUUUCAUCAGAACUGUAUUUAUAAAAAUAUUCAUAAAAUAGUUCUAACUAGAAUGAAUGGUAAAAGUAACCAAUGGAAAUGAAAAAGCUAUGGAAACAUUUGGUAAUGGGAACAGAAAACAGGGAGUCGAAAGCCCCUGGAGAUUGUUGCAUUCCAGAAUAAUCUGCAUGGCAUGCUAUAAAAAGGCUGUAAGGAAAUGAAGAGCAAGGCCUGGGAAAUCUUCCUGUCACUUUCAAUCAACAAUCACCUCCUAAAUUCUGAAGAAACUGCGGACUCCAAAUCACCAAAAUGACAUUUACUGAGGUUUAUCAAUAUUUCCAAAGUAUUUCUGCUUAUACAGCUCAUCAGCAUGAUUUAUUUUUAUCGUAUUUCAUCACAUAUACAUUACAACAACAUUACAUUUCGUUUGUUUCUGUGGUCACUGGGAAAGCUACACAUUUCUCUUUCCCACAGAAAUAUGUUGGGGCUGGGCUGUGCUGGACUGUGCUGGGGGCCGGGCUGGGCCAUACUAGAUCAUGCUGGGGGCCAGGCUGGGCCGUGCUGAACUGUGCUGGGGGCCGGGCGGGACCGUGUUGGUCACUGGCUUCCCGAGGGUGCAGCGCGUGUCCUGUGCAGGGAGGCUGGGAUCUUCUCCCGGAAAUAACGGGUCACAGCUGGUAACGACCCUGGAAGGGGCGCCAACCCAUCGCAGAACUGAUACAUUGACCUCAUUAUGUAUAUUCACAUCUGAAGUCGCAAAAUAAAAAAGGUAUUGCACGGUAAACAUGUAGAGAUGUGGGUUAUUAUGUAAAAGAGUUCGACUCUGCUGCGGCAGUUACCUAAAUUCAAUGCAUGCCAAUUAAUAAACGUCCGUGCUGUUUUCUUUUAGAUUAGAUAUAUGAAGGAAGAGAGCAUUUCACUUCGAGAUAAAACGAGGUACCAUCACAUGACUGCAGCACCCAGCCGGCCGCACACCCCGACACACACGGGCUGCAUGUAAACAGAAGCAGUCCGACGCAUUGUUACAAAGCAUCUCCGUGCUUGUUGUGUUAGAGCCAUGCUAUGGAUGCUCUGUGGCAAUACCAAUUCAGAAUCAUCCUGCUCGGGGAUUCUACGGUUGGGAAAUCGUCUUUGCUAAAACGAUUUACAGACGGUGUGUACAGCGACGUGGCGGACCCCACGGUCGGUGUGGAUUUCUAUGCCCGUUCGCUAGAUAUUGAACCGGGUGUGAAGAUCAAGCUUCAGCUCUGGGACACUGCUGGACAGGAGCGCUUCAGAUCAAUCACCACCUCAUACUACCGCAACUCAGUAGGUGGCCUGCUGGUCUUCGACCUGACCAAUCGGAAGACCUUUGACCAUGUACGGGAGUGGCACCGCGAGGUCACUGAACAUGUGCUGCCCUAUCACAUGGUCUAUAUUCUGAUUGGCCACAAGAGCGACCUGGAGCAUGAUCGCAAGGUGUCCCGUGAGGAGGCAGAGCGGCUGGCGGCUGACCUCGGAAUACGCUACGUGGAAACAUCAGCUAAGCGCAACACCAACGUGGAACGCGCUUUCCAGCUGCUCACACGUGACAUCUACGAGCUGAUGAAGAUGGGCGAGAUCGACACGCGUGAUGGCUGGGAGGGUGUGAAGGCCGGCCUCAGCAACAAGGUGCUUUAUCCGGCUGAGGAGGAGGCUGAGAGGGAGCGGAGCUGCCGCUGCUGACUGCUCCCUCACCGUUGCUUUAUGCAGAAAAGCACACAGGGCACAUGCACACACAAGCAUUCACACCAGUACUCAACUAUCUGUCCUGCUGUGGAACUCAUCUGCCCUUCUCUCCUGUACACCUCAAACGGGCUCAUGUCUGAUCUGUUAUGUGACCUCAUCAUCCUGGGCCCCCUAGUUCAUGUCUGAUCGGUUAUGUGACCUCAUCAUCCUGGGCCCCCGGUUCAUGUCUGGUCGGUAAUGUGACCUCAUCAUCCUGGGCCCCCGGCUCAUGUUUGACCUGUUAUGUGACCUCAUCAUCAUGGGCCUCCUGGCCCAUGUGCAUACAGGAGGGCCCUGCCAGCAAGGAAGCCUUAUGCCUGGCUGAACUAAGCAACCCUCUCACAUAUCUCCGAAGCAGUAAAGCCCAGCUAAACGUUUGUUUGUCAACGAUUGGAAGUGUGCAUCGGCCCAUCUGGAUCUAUGACAUCAUGCCUGUUUGCCCUACAUAGGUACAUUUUUACAGCUCCGGAUCAUUCUGUCCUCUUCCAUUUGCAGGACUCACACUACUGGGGAUGUCAUUGUGGGUAUUUCAUAAUUUGUAUAUGACAAAAAGAAGAAACACCUGUCUCCAUGACAGCAAAUAUGUGAUGGUGGAACCUAGAGUCCUGUACAUCUGAUGGUAAUGUGAUGAAUGGAUUAUGCCAAAUGGCAGUUCAUGUAGGGUUUUUGUGCGCUUUUGUGGUAGAAAGCCAUUACUGCUAGUUUGACCUACAUAAAAUAAAAGGACUAAAUUGUUGGUUUCCAUUUAUGACCACAAACAUACAGAUGUAAAAUUUUGUAUAAUAAAGAAUGAUUCAGUGUUUUUAAAUUACUGGUAAAUCAAUAAGUGUACUUAGUGACAUUAUCAUCACUCAACUUGGCAGCAGAGUGAAAAUGUUUAUCAUUUGAGUUAUCAGUAUUAUUAUUGAGAACCACUUCUCUGGGAGACUUGGUGCUUGAUCCAUGGCAAAAGCUUUAAUUUCAAAUAAGAAAUGGAACAGUGUCCUUUAUUGGAUUAAAUUGACUGUUCUUAUUGACUGGCAUAAGGGAGACUUAACUGCAGCACUGGCACUGCACUUAUCACACCAGUGAUUAAAUCGACUGUUCUUAUUGACUGGCGUAAAGGAGACCUAACUGCAGCACUGGCACUGCACCUGUGACACCACUGAGUACCCUGUGUGUCUUUACCUUCAGGAGGUGAGUCUGUGCAUCAUUUCGCCAGGAUGCAGAGAUUAGGGCCGCAUGUGAUUAAUGUACAAAAUUCAAUCAGUGUGAUGUCACUUUGUGAGCGGUAAUGUCACUUUGUGAGCGGUAUGACUUGUUUUGUGCAUUGAUUUCUGUACUUUGUACUGUAAUUUGAGAUGUGGUAAUCAAAAUAAACAAUAUUUAUGUUA
This is a messenger RNA of Brienomyrus brachyistius, 3353 nucleotides long. Its product is annotated as ras-related protein Rab-39B-like. The transcript is spliced from 3 exons. NCBI's taxonomy places the organism in Eukaryota, Metazoa, Chordata, Actinopteri, Osteoglossiformes, Mormyridae. The coding region runs from base 1297 to 1938 and encodes 213 amino acids. Gene Ontology annotation, biological process: Rab protein signal transduction. Gene Ontology annotation, cellular component: Golgi membrane. The record is from RefSeq and is a predicted model, not a curated record. Gene Ontology annotation, molecular function: GTPase activity; GTP binding.